ACUGCCUAGGCAGGUCACCCUCCCCUUUCUAUAAACCUGGCCUGAACCUCUCCUCUUCAGUCUCAUCUCUGGGUCCACCAUUUAUACUUCUCAUAUGGUACCGGAGACCUAGGGGUGGUGCUGACUGGACGCUGGCUGCUGGCCUCCCUAGUCACCCCAGUUUUCUUGGAACCUGGUUGGGCUGUGCCCAGACCCGACUCUCCUGGCCGGCCUGUCUGUUGGAGGGUUCUGGCGGAUUUCAUCCCGACUACCAUUUAAAUAGAUACUCAAGAGGGCAAGAAGCCCAUGUUCUUCUAUGAGAGGAAACUGUUCCUCCGGCCUCCGCUACAACUCUAUAUUCCUGAAUUAAAGUUCCUCACCAGCCUCCUCCACGGAGACCCUGGAACCACGUCCUCUCUGAAAAACAGACACUGGAAGUGAGAAUGUAUCCUCCUUAGAGCAGGAGACAUUUGCCUUCUGAAACUGGUGGUCCCCUAGAUGAACAAAAUUGCUUCAUCUCACCAACAUGUGGGACUUCUAAAUGGACUCAACUUCACCUGACUGCAAUGGCCUUAAGGAACUAAAUCUCUGACAAAGGUACAGAAUUAUGGAAGAUUUAGAAGCAAACUUAUUGACAUUUAAAGGGUUUACUUUUGCUGGUCUUGGAAUUAAUAUUGACCAUUUAGAAAAAUUAGAUGGUUUAAAAAUUAGAGAUGAUGAUGUCUUCAUAGUCACAUACCCCAAAUCUGGAACCGUCUGGUUUAAGCAGAUAUUAAGCUUGAUUUACUUUGAAGAACAUCGCACAAGAACUGCAAAUCUGGAAAUAAUACAUAGGGUCUCCCUUUUGGAAUACAUCAUUGGAAAAAAGGAUCCUGGUGAAAGGCCAUCUCCUCGUCUCUUCAGUACCCACCUUCCAUACUACUUGGUUCCAAGAGGAUUGAAGGACAAAAAAGCCAAAGUUGUAUACUUAUACAGAAACCCUAAGGAUGUUAUGUGUUCAUAUUUUCAUUUUAUUAAAAUGUUUCCAUUGUUUGAAGCUGGAGAUACCAUGGAGGAGUUUAUGAAACAAUUUUUAGAAGGAAAAGUGCCAGGAAGCCUGUGGUUUGACCAUAUUAAAGGCUGGUACGAGCACAGAAGCCACUUCAAUAUUCAGUUCAUGACGUACGAGGAGAUGAAGAAGGAUCUCAGAAGUUCUGUAUUAAAACUCUGCAAAUUUCUGGGGAAAGACCUGAGUGGGGAGGCCGUGAAUGAUGUGGUGAGACAGGCCACAUUUGAGAACAUGAAGGAUGACCCACUAGCAAAUCAUGAAAAUGUUUUAAACUUCCAUCCUGGGUUAACAAGAAGAAGCGGCCGUUUCCUUCGCAAAGGUACCACUGGAGACUGGAAAAAUCAUAUGACUGUUGAGCAGAAUGAAAGAUUUGACAAAAUCUUCCAAAAGCAGAUGAAAGAUUUUCCAUUGCAAUUUAUUUGGGAUAUAAAUGAAAUAUAGAAUUAAGAUCUGCACACAGAAUCCUAAGAAGAUACUUUCAGCCAGAAAUACAUUAAUAAUAUACUUCAAUCUUUGACUAUCAUUGUAUUAUAUUGCAAAAAUCUCACUGAUGAAUGAAUAUGAACACCAUGACCUUUAUGUCAUCUGCUGAACUUUUUAUUUCCAGGGAUUCCUUAGCUUCUAAUCAAAUAAGGAUUCCCUAGGUUAUUUUGAUAUAUACUUGUGGAUAAUUUUACACUUUAUUUUUAUCCACAAACGACUUUGUAUUUUUUUUUGUCAUAUUCAGAAUUUUAAUUUCAUCUAAUAAGAUAACUCAACUUUUCAUUUCAUGGCUUCUAAGAUUAUGUUCUACUCUGGAGGAUUGGUGUCCCCCCAUAUGUUUGUACAUUCAUAAGUCACAUCUUUCUCUUGGAUAUUAUUCAUAAGAAUUCUAUUUAAUUAUUUUUUCAUAUAAAUUAAGUUGACCCAACAUUUAUUGAAUUAUUCACCAUAUCCAUGCUGAUUAAAAUAGACAUUUUAAUGUUGCAAAUUCAUGUUACAAAUAAUCAUUUGCAACUAAUUUAACUCUGGAUACAUUGUUCUACUGAUUUACUAAACCAUUUCUUUUAUCAACAGCAUGCCCUUUAAAUUUCUGAAAUAAUGUUAUGAACUCUCAUAAAGAAUCUUGUUGGAAUUUUGUUAAAUAUUUCUUUACAUUUAAAAGGUAAUUUUAAAAUUGAAAUUAAAAAUUGGGCUUUCCAUCCAGAAUGUAUUUCAUAAUCACCAUUUGUGUUUUGUUCACGUCAUUUUUUAAGGAUAAGUAGUUCUUAGAUAAACCUGACUGAUUUGCUAUUAAGAUUGUCCCUAAGCAUUUACAUGUACAAUUUUUGCAGCUAAAACAUGUAGGAUGUUUAUUCACUUGCAUUUUCUAGCUGCUUGUGGAUUUUGCCUGUUCAUCCAUAAUUUGGGGUACUGACAGGAGGUCUGGCUGAGUGGACAAGAACACAGAUGCUGACACCGUCAGCCAGCAGAUUCUGCAGUGUCACCAGGACACUUACUCAACCAGGCCCCACCUCGGCUGCUGGCUGUCUCACUUCCUCUUAUUUCAAUUCACCGCAUUGCUCUAUUCAUCUUUCUUAGGAAAUCACAUAAUUUCUUUCAUAAGUUGCUGCUUUAAGGAGGGAUAUAAAGGGCCCUGACACUCUUGCAACAGGAGAGCAUGUAUCGUUCCCUUGUCGCUCUUGUACAACACCUUUGCUUUUCUGGGCUCCUUUGAUUCAAGGGCCCACAAAUUCCACAUGUGUUGGUUUAAAAGGAAACAUAUGUUUUCAGAGACACCUUCCAUUUUUUUCUUUAUGUCUUUAGAAAAAUUUUAUUUUUAAUUAUGAGUACAUAAUCGUUGCAUGUUUUUAUAGAGUACAUGUGGUGUUUUGAUACAGACAUACGAUGUGAAUUAAUCAAAUAAGGGUAAUUGGGGUAUCCACCACCUCAGGAACAUUUCAAUUCUAGCCUUUCAUUUAUUUAAAGUAUAUCCUGAUUGUUGUUGAUUAUACUCAUUUUGUUUUACUAUCAAACACUGUUCAUUCUAUCUAAGUACAUUUCUGCACCCUUUACCCAUCCCCACUUCCCCUCCUCUCACUUCCCUUCCCACUCUCUUGUCACCAUCAUUCUACUCUCUGUCUUCAGGAGAUCCAUUGUUUUUAGUAUUUAGCUCCCACAUAUGAAUGAGAACAUGAAAAAUUUGGCUUUCUGUGCUUGGCUUAUUUUGGUUAACAUAACGUUUUCCAUUUCCAUCCUUAUUUUUUCAAAUGGCAGGC
Nycticebus coucang (slow loris) is the source of this 3264-nucleotide messenger RNA. Its product is annotated as amine sulfotransferase-like. Gene Ontology annotation, cellular component: cytoplasm. The record is from RefSeq and is a predicted model, not a curated record. The transcript is spliced from 8 exons. Lineage: Eukaryota; Metazoa; Chordata; Mammalia; Primates; Lorisidae. Gene Ontology annotation, biological process: sulfation. Gene Ontology annotation, molecular function: sulfotransferase activity. The coding region runs from base 587 to 1468 and encodes 293 amino acids.